Podarcis raffonei (Aeolian wall lizard) is the source of this 2348-nucleotide messenger RNA. RefSeq names its product coiled-coil domain-containing protein 50-like. The transcript has 12 exons. The coding region runs from base 98 to 1246 and encodes 382 amino acids. The record is from RefSeq and is a predicted model, not a curated record. NCBI's taxonomy places the organism in Eukaryota, Metazoa, Chordata, Lepidosauria, Squamata, Lacertidae.
GAGGUCAGGGGUCUUUUGUGACUGCACCUUCCAUGUGCCUACCUCGAGUCAGGUUGCCUUUUCAGGAGUCCAUGAGAACACAGCCCGGUCUCUGAAGAUGACGGAAGUUCAGAUUGACACCUCCCGCCUGCCUCCGGUGCAGGAAGUUUGCCGAGAUUUUGCUGUCCUGGAAGAUGGCGCUUUGGCUUACAGCCUUCAAGAGCAAGAGAUUGAACAGCAUUACACUUCCAACAUUCAGAAGAACCAGCUGGUCCAGAAGGACAUCCGAAUUGCCAAGAAACUUCAGGACCUGGAGGAGGAAGCCAGGAGGAAGCACCAGCUCUCUGAGCAGCAGAAGGAACUGGAAGAUCGGGACUCCGAAAUCGCUCGUGCCAUCCAGGAGGACAUUCGGAGGGAGGCGGAGGAGAGUUGCCAGAGGAAGGAGAAGGACCAGGAAAUAGCCAAGCAGCUUCAGGACUUGGAGGAGGAGAGCCUGCAGAAGAAACAGCAGCUGUGGCUCAGGAGCUCAAGUGUGACACAGCAAGAAGGAGGAGAAGGUAUCUGGAGCUGGAGGAGGGAUGACUCCCUUGGGCCCCUAAACUGGGUGAUGGCUGAACUUGAACUGCAGAACCAGCAGCAGCUCCAGCAAGAUGAAGAACUAGCCCGGGAGCUGCAAGCUGAGGAAGUGGCUCGCCUGAAAGCCAGGAAGAACCGGGAACGCCACAAUGACUACAGGGCAGCCCAGGUGGCUCAGGAUGAGGAGAUUGCCCGCUACAUGCAGGACCAGGAACUAAAAGCUCAAUGGAGAUCCCCCAGAAGGAGCAAGGCCAUGACAGGGGCAAGGGGCAAGGGCGCCACCAUGGAGGAGGCAGCUGCCAGCAGCAUCCCCAGCCAAGAGAAGGAGGCGCAAGAGAGCUGCGGAGCCGCAUCGCCAACCGGACUCUGGUCCUCGGACAGCUCAGAGGUGCCCACCCAUGGAGGCCAGCCGGACAUCAGGUUGUCCCUCAGGCCACAGCUGUGCCGGAAUAUCGCAGAGGACCUGGACCCAACCUUCAGGGCCCAGAGGGCAGAGGCCCCUGCUGGAAUGGUUUCCCUUUGCUCCAGAGCCGGUGCUGCCCCAGGAGGACACUCAGUCCCUGCGGGCAGCUUCUUCGACUACCCAGAUGAGCUCGGCGAACCGGCCUUUGUGUCCCCUACAAAACGACAGCCAGAGAAGGUAGGCCGGCAGAAACCCAGGGACAAGAAGGAAGGCUGCAAGCAACAGUGAGACAUCCGCUCCCAACAGAGCGGCUGCUCCGCCCAGCCCUUGCCACAACCCUCUGGCCUCUUUGCCACCUCUACCCAUACCUGCAGUUGCUCGGGGGGGGGGCAGGAUUUGCUAUAACAAAUCUGAGGCCAACGAUGCAAAAGGCUGCCAUUUCCCCCCACCCUUUGCAAAGAACGUCAAUGUCCGCACAACUGCUGCAUCCUCGUAGCUAAAUGCGGCGGUCCCAGAAGGCUGCCGUCCCUUUUCUCCGGGACCAAAACAUUUUAGCCAUCUUGACUCACUUGUGUGACCUUUUUGCCCUGGUUGGGAAGAUGGCUUUGCCAGGCAAGGUCUGCCGGGUGUCAAGAGGUAGAGCAGCGGAUGCUUUGCAGAAGGGCAAGGCCCUGCCCAUGGACUCCUUUGUGGGAAGACGCUCUUUUGCUGAGAGGGUACAGUUUUGCUGCAGUGAAAAAUGGGGCAGCAGCGAUUGGACGGGUGCGAGACUGGAAAUGUCCUCCGAGAGGCUUGAAAGGAUAAACGAAGAGCCCUGGAUCAGACCCAUCUAGUCCAAACUCGUGUCUUCAUGGGAGCCAACUAGAUGCCUUGUCUAGGGAGCUAGCUAGUACAACGUUCAUUUUAAGCCUGCCACUGGUAUUCAGGGGCAUCGAGGUUGCUUCCUCCUCCAUGAACUUGUCUUAUCCUAUUUUAAAGCCAUCCAAGUUGGUGAUUUGUCAUCGCCGCAUAUUCCGGGAGCUCAGCUUCACCCCACCAGCUUUUUUCUCCUUGUACUGCAUGACAAGUGGGUUCUGAGUGACCCCACUAGGCUUUUGAGGAGAUCAGGCAUUUCCAGAGGAUCCUAAAAUGAGGCUCUUUGAUAAGAGAGAGAAUAUAUUACCUUCUCGGGCCCUUUGCAUUUCUGCAGCAUUGGACACGGUGUGCAAUAUAAGCGGGCAAGGAGCAAGAGCACGAAACGCUUUCGGAGUAGAUUUGGAAAAGGUCUUCCGCAGACACCCACCCCCACCCCCUACUUAUUGCCAGGACUGGAUCUCGCACUGCAAGGAGUGCAGUUUGAAAUUGGUGCUAAAUAUGCUAGGCUUAAUCUUAAAUAUAUAUAAUAAUCCCA